ACAUAACCCAUGAUCUGAAGACGUAAGGGGCGCUGUCUUAAUUUUGAUAUGACAUUAGUUUUAUUUUGUUGUGAUGUAACCGGCCGGGUGUUGUUGGAAUUCGUGGACUCGACCGGCCUGUCGUACGUUGGACCAGAUUUCCGUGUCAGUGUGUGUGGCUUGUUGGCGAAUCAAACGUACAUCGAAAACUCGCUGUGUGACAAUGGCGAUUGCAUCGAGGCCCAGUCCAGCACACCGUUUAAUGUUAUAUCAUGGGCCUGGCUCAACACUUCGUCUGACUCUAAACCUGAAAGUCAAAGUUGUUCCAACUUUCAUGACUGUUGUGUACAUAAUUGUAACGUUCAUCUCAGCUUGCGAUCAGAGUUCUGCCAACGGCAUAGAUGUUUCCCCUGCUUACUCGUUAUGGGGGAAUAACAAGUUCACCGACCGCUACUCUGUCAAGUAUAGUGAUAUAGCCAUAUUGCAUGGAUCCCCUAGAAACAAGCGACAAUCAACACAAGGAACGACGUCUCGCCCAAUGAUUAUAAAUGAGAGAGAAAGUCAUCAGUACUACAGUUCAUCUUAUAUCUCUGGAGACCCCAAGUACUACAUUGACUUGGAAACAGAAGAAUCCUUCACUGUGAUUCCUCAUUGGAAACUCUCUGAUAGCCACCUAACUGCAGCUGUAGUAAACCUGCCUUUCACCUUUACAUUCUAUGGCCACAAUGUAACAAAAGCCUAUAUAGCCACAGGCGGCUUCAUAUACUUGGGUACUGUUUUUCAUGAGUUGAUAGCUGCAACACAGUAUGUGGCUCCACUGAUGGGUAACUUUGAUCCAAGUAUUAAUGAUUCUGCCAUCAUACGAUACGCCAAUAAUGGUACUGCAUUUACUGUGGAAUGGAAUGGUGUUCAUGUGCAACAUAAUAUUGAAGCGGGGAGUUUUACUUUUCAAACCACCCUCAUGAAAGAUGGACGUAUUAUAUUCGCCUAUAAACAUAUCCCUACCUCCCCACUGGCUAUUGAUGGAGGUAAUGGCCACAAAGUAACAGUUGGAGUGUCUGAUGGAUUCUACAUUGAAGAUACAACAAACUUGGUACGUUACAUCUACCGCUACCAUGUGGUUGAGCUUGCCAAAGAGCUUGUGAUAGACAAGAGUGCUUUUAUCCUGACACCAUUGCCAACUUGUAAUCAGCAAAGUGGAUCAUGUGAAAUGUGUCUGGGGAAUAAAUUGGCUGACUUUGACUGUGGUUGGUGCAGUGCCUUGAAUACGUGCUCAUCAGGAUUUGAUCGGAAUAGACAAGAAUGGAUAGAUGCUGGUUGUGAUCAGGAGAAACAUACAGAUGUUGCUCAUUGCCCCACAGGUAUUUCUGCAGGCUCAGUGAUUGGUGGCAUUGUUGGAGCCUUGGGGAUCAUUUUGGUCUGUGGAUUUCUAUUGUGGAUUAUCUAUGGCUACACUCAUCCAACAUCCAGGUCUGGUCUUGCUCUCAUUGAAUUUCGUCAUUUUUUCAAGAAAGAUUCCACCCGCAAUGUAUCGGAUGAAGAUCGUUAUGCUGUAACUAUCAGUGGAGAUAUCCAAGGUAAUUCUGAAGCCAAUGGUAAUGCAGACAGGAUGGAUAAUGAGCCACUGGCUGAUGGAUCAACAGGUAAUUUGUCUGCAGGAAAAGUAGCAGAGUUCUCAACAUCAGUUGUAUCAAGUGACGUCCAGUCCAUGCAAGCCAUUUCAUCGGCCACAGAGAAAGCCUAGAUUGGACUUAGAAAUUGAAGGUAAUCAUAUGAGGUUGGAGUCAAGGAUGCCAGGAGUCCUGGAGGGGAAAACAAAAUGGGGAAAUAAUAUUCCCACCACAAACUUAAUUCCAAGAUUUAGAAUUACUCCAAUUCAGUGGUUCAGUUUCCUUUUCUUGAAUUUCUCCCAUCUUAAUGUUGUGUUUUAUUUAUGCGCAGUGGUAAAGUAUUGCUGUCAAGGUGCUAGGCACACCCUGAGGCUGUCAACCUGUCAUGGCAGCGCCGUCCCCCAAAAUCCUGACUUACAUAACUCACAGGGUAGUGGUUUAAUGCGUAAGGCUAAGGCAUUCAAUCACAGUUUCAUGCAGUUGUACAACACCUGCAUAAAUCCCCGUCAUCUGAUUGGUGGAUUGUUGAUUACAUGGCAUUGAAUUAUUUGUACCAACACACAGCUGGCGCACGACGCUCUCGUGACGUGCAUGCAGAUUGCAAAAAAUUGAUAACAACUGUGCAUUUGAAACUAAUAACCAACACCUCCGGAUGGAUUCACUGCAGCUUCUAGUGGUGCAAGUUUCUUUAUGGCAAACAUGGCAAGCAAUCAAGCUCUGCCGUUCACAAUUCUACAAAAUAAUUAUAAGAAUUUGCUUUUGUAAGUAAUGCUGAUGCUGCCAACAUAAGGAAACAGAUAAAAAUGCUGCCAAAUAUUUAGAUGAUGGAUUCGCAACUGGACAACUUCCAGUUUGAAUCAGUUAAUUAAUUAAUCCAGCUGUACUCAGAAAAAUCAAAAGAUGAGAAUUUAUACAGGUGUUGUAUAAAACAAAUGAUGAAUGUUUCGCAUUUGUGCAGUGGUAAGAAUAAUUGCAUUUGGAGACAGAUGAAAUGGCCUAUUCCACUUAGCUUCGCCUUGUGGAUUACAAAGUUUCAUCUGUCACCUCAUGCAAUUCUUACCUUUGCACUCAUAAACAUUCAUCAUUUGUAUAUUUUCACCAGGCCUCGACAAAUCACCUCAGCUAGCCCGGGGCAAUCAAAUUUUCAUUCGGGCAAUUAUAAUUCGGACUAGCUGUACCUGUUCGGGCAAGUCCAGAAAAGCUUACCUCCAUUAGUAAACCAAUUGCUUUAUGUGCGAAAGUUUAACUUUGAAGAUCAAUUAUUAUUCCAAUGUGAUAAAGAAUAACAAAAAAUUCCAGUUGUGUUUCAGUCCUAAGUGCCAACUUCACCCCACAUUGCCCCAUGCAUAUGUAUGACAUUCCAAUAACCACAGCUGCCACCAAUGUUAACACCAUUUUCUCUCAGCUGAUCGGGGUUUCCGACUGACCCUAAUUUUUUGGUGUGACCCUAACAUUUUUAUCAGCAA
Acanthaster planci (crown-of-thorns starfish) is the source of this 3055-nucleotide messenger RNA. Its product is annotated as plexin domain-containing protein 2-like. The record is from RefSeq and is a predicted model, not a curated record. Lineage: Eukaryota; Metazoa; Echinodermata; Asteroidea; Valvatida; Acanthasteridae.